AGUGGGGAUAUUUUUGUAUUUUAGGGUGUUUCUAAUUUUAAUUCUUUCUCAGAACCAUUUCCUUCACGUCUAUUUUGUUAUACGUAGUACGUAGGCGUAUCGCGUAGGAGUAAAACAUCUUUCACCUAAUAAGCUCAGUCAUUUUAAUAUACGUGUUUGUUAAUUAAGAUUAGUACAUUUCAAAUAAUUCAUUUUGAUCUUAAGUAGCUCAAAAGUUUCAAACAAAAUGUUUGAAAGUACAAAAUGCAUAAAUUGAACGUAGGUCGCGAAUGUCUGAUUUUGACAUUCAAAAUAAAAAUUGGCGUGUUCGUGUGACGGAAUCAAAACAUCGGAAUAUUUUGUUGAUAAUUUAAAAGUGUUUAUAUUUGUAAAACUCAUUUUAAUGAAUAUUUAUACUAUUUACGGGGCUGAAAAAAUAAUAUUUAGUGUUCAGUAAUGCCACCGGGUCGAAAACGUUGGAAUAUUCAUGAUGGUCCACAAGGAUCCCUCAGAAGGCUCCGGAACCAGUUGGCCGAGGACGGCUGUGCUGAGUCACAAGUAGUUCUUGCUAAACAACUGUUGGAGGAAAAAUGUGAACUUGAAGCUGAUAAGGUGUCAAACUUCAAGCAGGCCUUAGAAUGGCUGAUCUGUGCCACGGAGCAAGCCCACCCUGAGGCCAGGAGGAUGUUGCGCAGGUGCAUCCGCAGCGGUGUGAUAGAGGAAGAUAGCGCAGCGAUAGUCCGCGCCAAAUCUUGCCUCGCAGCAAGCCGGCAGGAGACCGUAGCGAGAAAAGCUGCUAGAGAUCUUUUUGCGAGUUUGUCAAACGGCGAGGAGUACAUAACGACGGCACAGUUGGAAAGACGCAUCCGAGAAAUCUGCAACACCACGCUUCAGAAGGAUGACAGUACCGACGAUGACUCGCCAGAAGAGGCACCCGCGUUGGACGGCGGACAUGCCUUAGAGCCCUCACAGCACGGCGACGGAGACGUCCCCAAUGGAACCAUCAGGACGCACCCCAUCGCUGACGAAGAUUACGAAGACCCCUGCAACAACGCAGUAAUCCGCAACUUGACAGUUGACAACCUCGUGACAGCGGCCGUUGACUACUGUCAAGGCGAACUGCCUCUCGUCAGCUACGAGCUAACUCUGACAGACCCUAGUGUCAAAUCUCUAGACCACGUUCCCCUCCUACAUCAAGCGUUCCUUCACCCCAUAGUCUUCAUAAAAGUUUUAUACUUGAAAUUAUUAUAUUACUUUGGUUCCUUCACGUUUAGACUGUCCAAUAUUGAAUUGUCUUUAAUUUUAAUUGCAUAUCUAUCUGUUAGUACCGAUAGCUUAUAUCAUUUGGUACCACUGGUUGUAUAUUACAUUAGUUUUAUAGCGAUGGUAAUAUGUACAUUCAAAAUGUUUCACGCUAAACGACAGUUUAUCGAUUUUCGCAAAUGGUCCGGAUUAUUCCUGAGAUACAGUGAUGGAAAUCUCCAACCGGAUGAAUCUGAGAAUUUGUUUGUUAGGAAUAAUUUGGGACCGUUUCUGCAGUUUUUCUUAGCGUUAUUUAUAAAUUUAUUCCUAUAUCCUUUUAUUGCUACACAAUGGGUACCUUUUUCUGAAUUUUGCGUGCUGUCAUUCUCUCUAAUGUUUCUAUCUUUACUAUCUUUUGGUAGAAAUGGUGGCCGUUACCCGGAUCUCUUAGCGUUACUGUCUUUCGGUAUAAAUGUUUUAGCGAAAUAUCCAUAUGAAAAAGAUACAGUAGUCCAUCAAGGAUGGCGGUUUUUAGAUCUCCAUAUUUCUAAUUAUCCUUUCUAUAUCCUUGGGAAUAGCAUUGAAUUUUGCUUGAACGCUCGAAUGUUCUUCUCUCUACUUAUACCUGUUAUAUUAAUAUUUAUGGCUAAAAGGAGUAAUUGGCAAGGAUUUUUCAAAUAUACCCUACCCCAUUGUGUGACGUUAAGUUGGCUGCAGAUGUUCAUAAUAUGUUCCCAUGGUUGUACCACAUAUGGUCUUAUCCGAGGCACAUUAGGACUGGUAUGUUCGUUCCUGUGUUUACCUUUAAUUGGGGUUAUUACGCUAACGUUGCCUAUAUUUGCGUGUAUGCAGUAUAUAACGAUGUCUAGAAUGUUCUACGCGGCGUCGAUAGUAGUCGGGUUUUUGGUUAGUUUGGUUGCAACUUGUUUGUUGGCUAAGAUGGAGGCUACGAAGAAAUUCGUGACGCCAUUUCAGCUCCUAUUCGGCCUCGUCACCCUCAUAUACUUCGGCAACCAGUUCUCGACCAUCCAAGACGAGGCUCUGCCCUCCGGCCUGGUACAGAUGCUGGGCGACAAGGCUGCUAUUAAGAACCUCCUCAAGAGUGACUUUGAGUACGAGGAUAGUGCAUACCAUGUGAACUGGGAGGACUAUUAUACGCAAUGUAAUUCGCCAUCCUGGCUAGAAUCCAACAUGGCGGCCACACAGAUGAAGUGCUCCGUGUUGGACGGAGCGCACGUCAACUGGGAGGGCUAUGUUAAAGAAGUUCGCUUGAAAUCUGUCUCCAAUCGGUGGGACGACUUCGCUUCGUGGUUGCCGACGUUCUUACAAGAGUUAUUUAGAUGUUAUUACGGCGAAGAAUACACUAGUGUAUGCCAAAGCGACGGCUCUGUGAAGGAAUGCCAGUUCGUGAGGAAUGCCGCGCGACACAGCGGGAAGAUGUGCCAUCUCAACAGGUUCAACGAAUACACAUACGAAAUAACAGUCCUAAUGGAAACCACCGGUCUACUAGCGCGCCAAGCGGAAAUAGAUCUCAUCUACGACCACCAUUUCACCAACUUCACCCGUCUCCUUCACUCCAACGAGCGCAUCCGGUUCCGGGGCGUCCUCUCCAACCUAGACUUCAACAUAGGCUCUAAAAACCUAAAAGUUCUAGGCUACGAACUCAAAUGUCUAGACUGUAAGGACGCUAGAGGUAGUAUUAGCUCUAAAACGCCAUCUAUGAAUAAGUUUUCGGAACUAUUUAAAACUGUUACGAAUGAUUGUAUUGUGUCGAGUAAGAAUGUGUUGAAUUUCUUGUUUAAUCCUAUCGUUGUCUUUAAAUAGUUUAUAUAAGGCUGUGUGACAAAAUUGGGUGCGUAAGUAAAAGUAUGAUAUUUUAAUAUUGUAAAAGUCAGUAUGACGCUAAAAUUGUAUCGAUAUUUCAGUUGGUUUGAUUUAAAAACGGUUGCUUUGUUUACUUGUCAUAAG
This is a messenger RNA of Cydia pomonella (codling moth), 3189 nucleotides long. RefSeq names its product wolframin (gene wfs1). Bases 436 to 3045 code for a protein of 869 amino acids. The transcript is spliced from 11 exons. Gene Ontology annotation, molecular function: protein binding. The record is from RefSeq and is a predicted model, not a curated record. Gene Ontology annotation, biological process: endoplasmic reticulum unfolded protein response; calcium ion homeostasis. Gene Ontology annotation, cellular component: endoplasmic reticulum membrane. Lineage: Eukaryota; Metazoa; Arthropoda; Insecta; Lepidoptera; Tortricidae.